AGAUAAAUACUAGAUCUAUAAAUAUAAAAUAUAGAUCUAUAUAUAUACUUAACAUAAUCUAUUUCUAGGUAGAUCUAGACUAGGUCUAGAUUCACUAGAUCUAGAUUCUUAUUCUCGAUCUUUUAAUUCUUUUCUGCUCCUAAUGACCAAAUCUGAGUCAAGUGAGUCUGAUUACUCUGAUUCAUUCUGGAAUUCUGAUUCUCUCUACUCACUCUACUCUGUGUGACUGUGACUACUCUGUCAGUGUCAGUCUGUCUCUGGACCUGAUUAAAUAUGAAGGUGAUAACACCUGAGUUUUCCUGGCAUGAGCGUGAUCCAGUUUACAGUGUCGACUUCCAGCCAGGCGACUGGCCUAUUCAGAGACUGGCUAGUGGUGGUGUGGAUAAAAUUGUCAGGAUUUGGCAAAUGACAUUAGAUUCAGAGGGGAAAGCAGUUGUUGAGUUUCUGUCAAACCUUAGAAGACACACCGCUACAGUUAAUGUGGUCAGGUUCUCUAAAAAUGGUGAACUAUUAGCCACGGCUGGUGAUGACACAGCAAUCAUCUUAUGGAAACUAAGUGACGCUUCUAUCCCUGCCAAUAAUAUCUUUGCUGAAGAGGAAGUUGAAGAAGACAAAGAAUCUUGGGUGUGUCAUAAAACUUUGAGGGGUCAUUUAUUGGAUGUUGCUGACAUCAGUUGGUCCAAAGAUAAUCGCUAUUUGGUAUCUGGUUCUGUAGACAACAGUGCCAUUGUCUGGGAUGUUGUGAAAGAUACUAAACUUGCCCUGUUUAAUGAGCAUAAAAGUUAUGUGCAGGGAGUGUCAUUUGAUCCUCUUGGAAAGUACAUCGCUACUCUUAGUGCUGACAGAUCUCUAAGACUAUACAAUUUAAGUUCGAAGACAUGUGUCAACAAUGUUAGUAAGAUGUCACUACCAGGUCAUCUCACCUCCUCCAGCCCAUCCGGAGAUGCUCAGGGGGAUUCUAAGCCGAAAUCCUUUCGAAUUUUCCACGAUGACAGUCUUCGGUCAUUCUUCAGACGCUUAGAAUUCUCACCUGAUGGUCAGUUAUUGGUCACGCCCGCUGGUUGUAUGGAACUAGGUGAUGGGAAAACUAUUAACUCUUCUUAUAUUUUUGCUAGAGGCGCUAUUUCAAAACCUGCCAUAUAUUUGCCUAGUGCCGAGAAGAGCACCACAGUAGUUCGAAUAAAUCCUCAACUAUUCCAGCUGAGACCAGUCACAGAUGAACCAGAAUCAACAGACAACCAAAAGCCUUGGGAGAAACACAAAUCAUUAUUUAGCCUUCCCUAUCGUAUUGUCUUUGCUGUCGCCACUGAGGACUCUGUUAUCAUUUACGACACGCAACAGACGAUGCCAGUUGGUCUUUUGAAAAAUAUUCAUUAUCAUCAGAUCAGCGACUUAUCGUGGACAGGAGACGGCAGAGCGCUGAUAGUCUCAUCCACCGAUGGCUUCUGUACCAUCGCAACUUUUGAAGAUAAUGAGCUUGGAAUACCAUACAUUGUCAAAACGCCAGAGACUCAAAAGUCAGCCCUGAGCAACUCCCCAACCACAAAAGUCAUUCUUGAUGUUUCUAUGGAAGUUGAAGAUGACGUCAAGACACCAGAGAAAAUGGAUCUUCCAUUCUCUAAUUACUCCGAAAGCAAAUUACCUUCCAAACCAACUACACCUCCUUCACCACAGGACACAACUAAAGCGCCAUCUACUCCAUCAGAAACUCUGACAACACCGAGUACCCCAACAUCUACAUUAAGUGGAUCAACUAAACAGGACUCAUCGGACUCCGACCAUAAAAAAGAAAGUUUGUCUGAUUCUGUGAAUCAAAUAACCUUAAAGGAUGCAGAACUGUCAGAGGCUGCAGGCUUUUCUGAUGUUAACGACAAAUCAACAGAAGAAAAGAAGGAAGCACCCAAGAAAAGGAGGAUACAGCUCAUUACCCUGGUAAAAUAAUUAAUGUGCAAAAGUGAUCCUCAUAUUCAUUACGCCGGCUUAUAGACAUUUGAUUAUAGAUUCUUUUGUCUCCAUUAUGUUGUCUGAAGUUUGUAUUUGAUUUUACAGAGGAAAAUCCUUGACUAUCUCUGUAUUGUUUUUUGUUUGUAUAUGUUUUACAAAUUUCUGAUGUUCUUUCCGAAUUGAAGAUUAUUACAUCUUCCACAAGAUGUUGGAUGAUGGCGGCAAGCAGGGUUUGAACCCGGUACCAUGACGCUGACAGACCAGAGCAUGCGACACACUUUCUUUCUGCGAUUGUGAUUUUUUUUUUUGCAACAAUAUUAUCUGCCAAUUUUUAAAAAAAUAAUAAUAAUUCUGCAAUAGUGGCAAGAAAGAGGGGAAAAAUUUAUAUCAAUCAUUAUUUUUAUUGCACUUUAACAAUCAGAAUCAAUAGUUCAGUUUUAGACAUGUUUAAACUUAAUUAAAAGAUUCUUUAAUGUAGGUUAAAUUCUACUUUAUUUUAGCUUUUUUUUUUUUUAAACGGUUUACUGCCUGUGCAUUGAUUAAAUGGAACAGGGGUAUUCUGUAUAUAAUGUUGUAUUUUAAACAGACCUUGCUUUUAUGCCUAAUAUGUAAAUUAAAAAAAACAAAACUUUUUUGUAACCUUCCAUACAAAAAGUGUUUUUUUGUGACAUGAAUAGAUUCAAAAAUAAUCUUUGACUUUAUUAUUUCAUAGGCUGUAUUUCAGAGCCAUAUCAAAUUGAGAACUAUUCUGUUCAUUUAUAAACCAUUUUUAACUUCAAUCUUAUUUUUUUUCAUGUAAUGAUUUUAACAGACAAUACCUUUCGUUGUAGCAAAUAUGAUUUUGGGAUUGUAACCCUGAGAUUCUAAUAGGUUCAAAUGAUUCCAAGGCCCCUCCUGACUAAUGCUUUCUGGUUUAGGUGCCAGAUACUUGCCUAUGACGCUUCUCCUGUCAGUGUUAACAGUUCUGUGGGUCCCAAUAUCUGAUCCAUUUGAAAUGCAUACAAUCAGAAGCAUUUUAUAGGUAGUGGAGUGCUCAUCUCCCUUUCCACAUCUUGUAAUAAGAAUAAGAUCCUUUAAAGUCUCUGACCAAAUUAUGGUAACAGACAUGAUCCAAUGAUUCUAAAAACGUGACCAGUUUUAAUACUGUAUUACUCUCUAUGACCUGGUUAGUUUUAGUAAAUGAACAUAACGCUAUGCAUCUUUUAUUGACUUGAAAUUUUUGUCACAUAAAUGAUUAAAAUGAUUAUUAUAACUUAGGAUAUGUUGUUGACUGAAAAUGUCAUAAAAUAACUCUUAAUUUGUUUCAAUUUUUACAUCUUUGUCUUGUAUAGUAUAAGGAUUUAACUGUGAAUAAUGUUCAAAGACACUCAAUAGAUAAAAUAUGACUAUGCUUCUCUACAUGUUUAUUCAUAAAGCUGAGGAACAUGUUCAGUCAUUAAAACUAUGAAGAUUUCUC
Molecule: messenger RNA, 3400 nt
Organism: Biomphalaria glabrata
Lineage: Eukaryota; Metazoa; Mollusca; Gastropoda; Planorbidae
Product: chromatin assembly factor 1 subunit B-like
Exons: 13
Coding region: 274-1941 (555 amino acids)
Biological process (GO): DNA replication-dependent chromatin assembly; nucleosome assembly
Cellular component (GO): nucleus; CAF-1 complex
Molecular function (GO): protein binding
Source: RefSeq, a predicted model, not a curated record